AGCUUCAGUUUCACAGUAGAAGACUCUACUUUCUCUCUCUUAUCUCCAUCUCUCUCAGGACUAAGCAUGCAAGCGCUUGCGCACCAACCUCCCCGCUUUUCCACUUUUGACCCUCCCACGUCGCCAUAUUCACAUGCCCCUGCCCCUCCUCAUCCUCCUCCUUCACCUCUCGCUGCAGCGCCCCCGAGUUUCCCGCACCGCGAGAGGAGGGCGGCAGCAGCAUGGCCGUGUCCGACGUGGAGGCGGUGCUCGAGUUCCUGAGGAAGAACGGGUUCGCGGCGGCGGAGUCCGCCCUCCGGGAGGACCUCCUCGAGAAGCGCGGCCUGGGCUCCUCCGACUUCGAGAAGUUCCUCUUCCCCAUGGCCCCCCGCCCGCCGGUCCGGGUCCCCUCGGGCUCCCGCCGCCCGGGGCCCCUCGCCGUCGUCGGCGUCGGCGUCGGCAGCGGCGGCGGCGGGGGGUCCGUGAGAUCGAGCGGCGCGUCUUCCGACGAUCGGUUCGUGAGCGUGGGGUCCUCCACCAGCGACGUGUGCUCUUCAGAGUUCGUCAAUCCGUAUGGAGUUCGAUCUGUGUCUAGAACCAAUUCUGAUGCUUCUUCUGAUAGACUGUCUCAGUUCGGCACGGCACGCGAAUACAACGAUUAUGAUCUGCAAAAUGACGUGUACUGGUACGACGACAAGGAUGAAGGACACUUCCUGACUCCAUCCUUUCAUGGAUCAGGGCCCUUUGGCUGCCCGACUCAGGAUAAGUUCAUUACGAAUUCAGAGUCGCAGAAAUAUCUCGAUAAUUCACUGGAUUUUAAUGGCACUCUUGACGUGUUUCGAUCGGAUUCAAAUGCCAAUUACUCAAAUAAGCCUAGUCUAUAUGACAUGGCCUUCACAAAUGAAGGACAAAAGCUUCAUCUGUUUGAAAGUCGUCAUUUUGAUGAAGAGAGUCAAUAUGAACUCUUCAAACGUAAGGAAGAGGAUUCCACGCCAUACGGGGGAGGUAUCAUGUAUGAAAGCUAUUUGAACCUUCACAACAAUAGUACAAUCGGCUUCACUUUGAAGGAUGUAGAAGGUGUGUGCUCUGAAGAUGAUUCUGGCACCAAACAUAUAGCAAAUGGGAGUUCUAACAGAUACGCAACAAAGCACACUUCUGAUGAUUCUGUUGAUCGGCCUCUAAGUAGCUCUGAUUUACACAAAAGGGAUCGCGGGGAAGAGUUUAUAUUUGAAAAUAUCGUAAAAAACGAAGAUGUUGAUGAUCCAAUAGAUAAUGGAGAUAUCAGCAAUCCUGAAGCUGUUGGAGGCCAAGGGGAGGAGAGUGUUUUUGCUGAUGAGAUUUUAAUGCAAGAAAAUCUGGAAGAUGAAUAUGAAAUCUUUGACUUGAGGAUCAUACACCGGAGAAACAGGACUGGAUUUGAAGAAAACAAGGAUCUGCCCAUUGUGCUAAAUACUGUAAUUGCAGGGAGAUAUUAUGUUACAGAGUACCUUGGCUCUGCUGCUUUCAGUAAGGUUGUUCAAGCACAUGAUUUGUAUACGGGCGUGGAUGUCUGUCUGAAGAUCAUAAAAAAUGAUAAAGAUUUCUUCGAUCAGAGUUUGGAUGAAAUUAAACUUUUGAAGCUGGUAAAUAAGCAUGAUCCUGCCGAUGAAUGCCACAUAUUGCGCCUCUACGACUACUUUUAUCAUCAGGAGCAUCUCUUCAUUGUUUGUGAACUGCUUCGAGCAAAUCUAUAUGAAUUUCAGAAGUUUAAUCAAGAAUCCGGCGGGGAAGCUUAUUUCUCGCUGAACAGAUUACAGGUCAUAACUCGUCAGUGUUUAGAGGCACUGGACUACUUGCAUCGACUGGGGAUUAUACACUGCGACCUAAAGCCCGAGAACAUUCUCAUCAAAAGUUAUAGAAGAUCUGAGAUUAAAGUCAUUGACCUGGGAAGCAGUUGCUUUAAAUCAGACAACUUGUGCCUCUACGUCCAGUCUCGUUCCUAUAGAGCUCCCGAAGUCAUCCUGGGCCUUCCUUAUGACCAAAAGAUCGACAUUUGGUCACUUGGCUGCAUCUUGGCGGAACUUUGCUCUGGCGAAGUGUUAUUUCCAAAUGAUGCAAUUGUAAUGAUUCUAGCACGCAUGAUCGGCAUGUUCGGUCCCAUUGAUCAGGAGAUGCUGGAACAAGGACAGGAGACACCUAAGUAUUUCACAGAGGAAUAUGAUCUCUACUACAUUAACGAGGACACUAACCAACUGGAGUACAUAAUUCCCGAAGAGUCGUCGUUGGAAGGACAUGUACAGGUUUCUGAUAUUGGGUAUCUUGACUUCUUGAGGAACUUGCUGGAGAUUGAACCUAAGAGGCGUCCUACUGCAAGCGAGGCAUUGGAGCAUCCAUGGCUCUCGCACAAGUACUCUUUCUCUUGCUGAUAUACAAGUCGUGCUAAUAAGUUUUGAAAUGUAUUGAUUGGUCAGUGCUAUUAUUUGAGCACUGCAAAAUUAGAACAGCCUUAGUGUACAUGCAGCUUACGGAGCAAUGUUGAUUUUUUGGCUUGUUCACAUAAUUUUUUUUUUUUAAUCUGUACAAAGCUUUCGAUAUAGAGCCUUCCGUCUCCGGGCGGUCCAAGCUUGGAAAGAUUAAGAGUUGUUGUAAACAUGCUUGAGGUUUACAUCA
Eucalyptus grandis is the source of this 2628-nucleotide messenger RNA. Its product is annotated as dual specificity tyrosine-phosphorylation-regulated kinase mbk-1. The record is from RefSeq and is a predicted model, not a curated record. Gene Ontology annotation, biological process: peptidyl-threonine phosphorylation; peptidyl-serine phosphorylation. Lineage: Eukaryota; Viridiplantae; Streptophyta; Magnoliopsida; Myrtales; Myrtaceae. Gene Ontology annotation, cellular component: cytoplasm. Gene Ontology annotation, molecular function: protein serine/threonine kinase activity; protein tyrosine kinase activity; ATP binding.